GAGAUACAAAAACGCAUGCAACCCAAAUCUCAUAUUCCUAAUUCUCUCUCUCUCUCUCUGAUCCCUCUCUUCUCUCUCUCUCUUAGAGUUAAUUAUUCCGUAUUAAUUCUAGCUAGUUUGUACACUUGUGCUUUUGGCUUCCAUUCUUGGAAAUAAUGGCAGCCAAACGGUUUUUUAACGAUUCGGACUCAGACCAGCCAAAUGGAAAACGAAUGAGAACUAGACCUUCUUUUGCUUCUGUAAUCGGAGAAGUGGUAAUGGUGAAUUGCUUAAAGAAUUUCUGUUCAGCCUUGGAGCCAAUGCUUCGAAAAGUGGUGAGUGAAGAGGUGGAAAAUGGGAUACAGAGGGGUGCAAGGUCAUUAACUAGGUCUCCUUCAUUGAGAAUUCAAGCAUUGGAACCAUCAAGCUUGCAACUUAUAUUUAGCAAGAAACUUUCUCUACCAAUAUUCACUGGAAGCAAGAUAAUGGACAUCGAAAACUCUCCUCUUCAUAUCCUUCUGGUAGACAAAACAUGUGAUCGUUUGGUUCCAACAAGUCUUCCUUUUACCUUAAAAGUUGAAAUUGUGGUUCUCGACGGGGACUUUCCUCCACCCGGGGGUCAAGAAACUUGGACUAGUGAUGGAUUUGACAAGAAUGUACUCAAGGAGAGAACCGGGAAGCGACCCUUGCUAAACGGAGAGCUGCAAUUCACCAUGAGGGAUGGGUUUGCGCCUUUUGGAGAAGUUGAAUUCACUGACAAUUCGAGUUGGAUUCGGAGCAGAAAGUUUAGGCUUGGUGCAAGAGUGGUUCAAGGUAGUAGCCGGGGUUUUAGGAUACGCGAAGCCAUGACCGAGCCUUUCGUUGUUAAAGACCACCGUGGAGAACUAUACAAAAAGCAUCACCCACCCAUGCUAGAAGACGAAGUAUGGAGAUUGGAGAAGAUUGGGAAAGAUGGAGCCUUUCAUAAGAAGCUAACCUCCAUGGGUAUUAACACUGUUCAAGACUUCUUGAAGCUCUCUGUUGUGGAUCCAUCCAAGCUCAGAAAGAUACUAGGGAUUGGAAUGUCAGAGAAAAUGUGGGAAGUAACCAUAAAGCAUGCAAGAAGUUGCAUUAUGGGUAACAAAUUUUAUAUAUCCCGUGGGCCCAAUUACACUUUGAUGUUGAAUCCUAUUUGUCAAGUCAUCAAGGCUAUGAUAAAUGAACAAACAUACCCUACAACCGGAAUCACAAGUAUGCAUAAGGCCUAUAUUGAGAAUUUGGUGAGAGAAGCAUUUGCUAGUUGGAAUUCCUUGGAAGAAGUUGAUGGACUACUUCUGAAUGAAACGCCUCUGCUACUAACCCAAGGUAAUGUAGUCGAGCAGUAUCCUAACCAUCAUCAACAGAGCAUGGCAACAUCAUAUGAUCAACAACAUUUAUCAAUAACUGAUGGAUCCAUGGAGGUGGCUUCAGCAGCAACCAACAGAAACAUGGAAUGCAAUGAUCACUGGCUUGUUAAUUCAACACUCUUCAGUAGUCCAAUUGAAGCUGGUGUUCAUUGCAACUUCUCUGAGUCCUCAUCCGAUGAUGAUUUACCACCUGCAAGGCGUUUCAUCCACCAUACUUGAUAGUAUUGAUGGAGGUGAGGCGGAUGCUAUGGCUCCAGAAAAUGAUCCCCCGAAACUUCACCGAAUUUAGAACAAGUGGUUGUGAUCCACUUGGAUGUGUAGGGCUCCGGCCUACACUCAGCCACUCUCAACCACCUAUAUUAGAUUCCGGUUGAGUUUCGGAGACCAUACUCUGGGAUCAUAGAAUUUCUCGAUGGCAUUGUGCCCUCUAUCCUAAUUUGAUGCAUUUAAGCAUAUACUCCUAUAAAGCCGCCCUUUUGUAAAAAAAUAAUAAUGUGGCUUGGCACUUAGAAAGAAGCACAAGGCUCUUCUGAAUAUGUUUACGACGUGGGGAAAAAUCCCGAGAUACUGAAAAAUGCAGUAAAUUGUGAUUUUAAUUAGUGAA
Molecule: messenger RNA, 1968 nt
Organism: Rhododendron vialii
Lineage: Eukaryota; Viridiplantae; Streptophyta; Magnoliopsida; Ericales; Ericaceae
Product: protein SAR DEFICIENT 1
Exons: 7
Coding region: 156-1583 (475 amino acids)
Biological process (GO): regulation of salicylic acid biosynthetic process
Cellular component (GO): nucleus
Molecular function (GO): calmodulin binding; DNA-binding transcription factor activity; sequence-specific DNA binding
Source: RefSeq, a predicted model, not a curated record